AUGUAUACAUAGGUGUGUACCUACAGUGAGUAAACGAAUAUUUUAUGUGUUUUGGAUUAUAAGUAAUUAGAUGUUGAAGAAGUACUUAGUUCAAUUUAAAUUAAAUUAUUGCAAGGCUCACAAUUGUGCAGAAAACGUUUCCUCGCUAUAAGUCGAUGCUGCGUCUAUGAAAACCCUCGACUCAUCGUGUCAGCACACGUAGCAGUGGCGGCGCGUUUAGUCGAGACUGGCCGAGGACGAAAUCAUCACUACGCUGAUCCAGUGUGAGUUGGUGAACUUCACAAACCUUCGAACAUCUUCAAAUUCCUAGAUAUCAAAUAGUCCAGAUUCAAAAACCGAUACAUCUACGUAACAAAACAUCAAUAGCACAAUGGGAUUGUGACCGCCAUGAUAAAGGGUUUGGCGGGAAAUGACAGGCGCGUGACAACUACACCUUGCGGGGACAUUCAUCAAUUUGCUGCCUUACAGGUAGCAACCCCUUCCUUACCGGCGACAUCCCCACCCUAAGCCCCGCCCUUCGCAACAAAAGGGGCGCGCGGGCAACCCUUGCCGUAUUAGCCUUGCACCCUUCGUGCUAGCCACAUAUCGGUGAGAUCGGAACUAUUUAGUGAAAAAUGUCGCUGUGGACACCGUACGCUGAGGACGUCGCUCUGGACUUGACGAAGAAUGUCAAAGAGAAACAGCAGACUAGAUUGGAAUAUGUGAAUUAUGAAUACCCAGGGUAUGCGUAUCCCCCGAUGUACGCGUCGGUGGGGCAGAUAUCCCCCUUAUCUGGAGGCAGCUUAUCUUCCUACGAAUCGUAUCCGCGCUACGAGCAAGUGUAUCAGACUAGUGUGACGCGCCAUGAUUUGUCUCCGCCGGCGUCUCCGGUGCAAGACCAGCCGAUGAAGCGAACCUUUGACAUGGUGGACGUGGAUUGCCUGUCAGAUGACCCUGAGUUCCAAGCGUUUGAACGCGACGCGUUGAGGGCUAUGGCGGAGAAGAAUGGCGGCACUUUACUGGGUAACAAUCCGAGAAUGAGAAGGACGGUGCAAUCCAAGAACGAGACAGCAGACGAGUCGUACAAGCGACAGAGGGAGAGGAACAACUUCGCGGCGAAACAGAGCCGAGACCGGAGGAAACUGAGGGAAGUACACCUCGCUUUGAAGGUCACCUAUCUUCGACGGGAAGUUGCCGCACUGAAGGCAAUGCUUGCGAACCAAGUCUGCGGUAGAUGUAGGAAUUAACCAAAACCUGGGACAUCUAUGUGUCCUUCAUAAUCAAUAUUAUUCUGAUAAUUAAAAAUCAGAAUCUAUCGUUGGUGAUAUGUAACUAACUGUUCUUAUCGCUAGGUGAUAAUCUGUAGUUAUUUGCCGGUAGUCAACGGGCCUUUGGUUAUCAAAUUCUGGUGAUUAUUGGUCGUACUUAAUCUCGUUCUAUAGAGAACGUAGAUUUCUAAGUUGCUAAUUAUCGAGCUGAUGUCAUAAGUGAGGAAUUGUAUAUUUUGAACUUAUGUAAAGUAACUGUAGUUGCUGUGUUAAGACUGAUAGGUUUAAUGUGCAAUGUGAUGAAGUAGAUAAGGGUAUUAUAAUAAGGUAUUUAUUUAAAUAGUUGUAAAAUACAUAAAAUAAUACUUUAAUUAUCUUUGUAAUAUCUCUUUGUAUAGAAAAUUUAGGCAGUUUCUCGCAUGGCAGAAAUUCUAUAAUAGAAAACUGAUUUGAAUGUUGAAAUUAACAGCUAGUUUAAAGACAAGAUAAUGCUGUAUUAUUCUCGUCUCUGUUGUGCGAGAAACUAUUCCCGAGUGAGAUAAUACUAGGAUAUUAUAUAAUGUGCAAUUUUUAGCCAUUAAGUCAAUUCACAUGUCCAAAUGUAUAUAGAAUAUAUUAUGUAAUUUAUAA
Molecule: messenger RNA, 1877 nt
Organism: Manduca sexta (tobacco hornworm)
Lineage: Eukaryota; Metazoa; Arthropoda; Insecta; Lepidoptera; Sphingidae
Product: transcription factor VBP
Exons: 5
Coding region: 615-1226 (203 amino acids)
Biological process (GO): regulation of DNA-templated transcription
Molecular function (GO): DNA-binding transcription factor activity
Source: RefSeq, a predicted model, not a curated record